AAAAACAGUUAGUCCUUCAAGUUUUAUCAUUUAAAAGAUGGCGUUGAUCUAUCCAGAUGCGCCAUGCACGACUGCAGCGCUAAGCUCUCUCUAGUCAAGACAGUUCAAAGGCACCUGUCCAAACAGAAACCCUUUAUUCGCACGAAACUCUUCUCUCCAACCAAUCGUGUCAAUCGAAUUCCCCUAUCAGAUUUUGAAUUGUGGACCAAAAUCAUAUCAGACCUCGCCCAAGGAGCCACCGAACCUGAAAUUGCUUUACAUGAUGCUUCUCGGAUGCUCAACAAUGGCUCUAAACCCAAUGGCUAUUCCCUAGUUCAACUUAUUCGAGUUUCCACGGAUUUGGGUUAUGAUUCUUACUGCCAGCUGCUUCAUGGCUAUAUUAUAAAAUCUGGGUUUGUCUCAGACGUUUCUGUAUCCAAUGCGUUAUUGAAGUCUUACAAAAGAUUUGGUUCAUCGAAAUGCGCCCACAAGGUGUUUGUUGAAAUUCCUCAGCCGAGUGUCAUCUCCUGGAAUUCUUUGAUUUCUGGGUACGUCCAAUCAGGGCAGUUCAGUAAAGGACUGUGCCUGUUUCUUGAGCUCGGAAGAUCUGAUAUCUGCGCCGAUGCAUUCUCGUUCUCCAUAGCUUUGUCUGCUUGUGGCCAGCUGAAUUUGUUGCGGCUAGGCCAGUCAAUUCACUCGAAGAUUCUGAAGUGUGGCUUAGAAUCAGGCGUCGUCAUUGCAAAUUGCUUGAUUGACACCUACGGAAAAUGUGGUUCUGUUGAAGAGGCAAUUUCAGUCUUUGAAUAUAUGAUCAACAAGGAUAUUAUUUCUUGGAAUUCCGUUGUUGCUGCAUGUGCUAAAAACGGAGAACUUGAACUGGCAUUCUGUUUUUUCCACCGGAUGCCUUACCGAGACAUAAUAUCAUACAAUCAACUUAUCAGUGGCAUUGCUCUGUUUGGUAAUAUUGAUGAUGCUAUUCAGAUCCUAUCACAUGUGCCAAAUCCAAAUUCUUCGUCUUGGACAUCAAUUUUGACAGGAUAUGUUAACAGAAACUGGGCAUGGGAUGCCCUGGGUUUUUUCAGUACAAUGCAUGCGGAAGGUGUUGGAAUGGAUGAGUUCACGUACUCCAUUAUUUUAAGCGGUGCUGCAGGACUCUCAGCCUUAACAUGGGGAGUGUUGAUUCACUGUUGCACGAUAAAAUGUGGCUUGGAAACUGCUGUAGUUGUAGGGAGUGCACUGAUUGACAUGUACUCGAAAUGUGGGCAGGUGAAGACUGCUGAAUCAAUGUUUCAGGCGAUGCCCAGAAAGAAUUUAAUAACUUGGAAUGCUAUGGUCUCUGGCUAUGCUCAUAAUGGUGACUCAACCAAGGUAAUCCAGCUCUUUGAGCAGAUAAAAAUGGUAAGGGAUCUACAACCUGAUUCAGUGACAUUUCUUAAUGUACUGGCUGCAUGUUCUCAUGAUGAAACACUUUGUCAAAGUGGGAUUCAAUACUUUGAAUCAAUGAUUAAUGAAUACAGGAUUGAACCAACAGUUGAACACUGCUGUACUAUGAUUCGACUUAUGGGAAAAGGAGGAGAGGUGUUUAGGGCAGGGAGGAUGAUCAACACACUGGGGUUUGAAUGCUGUGGGGUGGUUUGGAGGGCCCUGCUUGGUGCAUGCGGAACUUCCAAGGAUUUGAAGGUUGCAAAGAUUGCAGCCGCAAAGGUGAUUGAACUUGAGGGAGAUGAUGAGUAUGUUUAUGUUAUGAUGUCUAAUAUGUAUGCAUGUUAUGGGAAAUGGAGGGAGGCGAGUCUGAUUAGGAAGCUGAUGAGAGAUAGAGGGAUGAGGAAAGAAGCGGGAUGUAGUUGGAUUGAGGUUGAAAAUAUGAUAGCAAAUUCCAUCCAGUGAAGAUAUAUUCUGUGGUUUCUUCUACGCCUUUUUUUUACAAAAAAAAAAAGGAAAAAUCUGAACGUCAGAAUGAAAAAGUGACAAGAACGCAUUUAGCAUUCAGCUGAUCUUCAAUUUUCGAACUGGGAGUUGGUGUCUCGGAGCAAAUGAGGUGGUUUAUAUGCUCCAGUUUCAGCAGCUUUUUUAUGAUGAGUAAUGAGCAGAGUCUUAUAUUUACCCCUCAAGCUGGUGAAUGUUUUCGAUUCCCAGUUUGCUUAUGAUUUCUUGAAACCUUGAAGGUAUCCAGUUGGUUAGAACAUUCACUAGCUGAUAGCUUGAUGGCAGGUAAGAGUGCUAACUAGGCCACCAUCCAGCUUCUCCUUUAUGGAGUGCCCAUUCACUUCAAUGUGUUUAAUGCAGUUAGGUUGCAUUUGAUUAUGUUCAAUAUUUUUAGCGGGCCUAUCAUCACAGCAGAAUCUCGUGCAUCAUUUCUUCUUAUUUUAAGGUCAUCAAGAUUGACUUCAGCCAUAAAGGUUCACAAACUCCAUCUGUCAUGGCUCUAACUUCAGGUUCAGCACUUGAACUUGCAACCAUGUACUGUUGCUUACUCCUCCAUGUCAUUACCUUCAUGAAACUACAAAAGCCUGGUGAGUAUCUAUUAUCCAUGCAGAGUGGAUGGUUUGCAUCUACAUAAGCUUUUAGAUUAAGCCCAUUUUUCUUCUUGAACAAGAUUCUACUCCCAGGUGUGGCUUUAAGAUUAGAAUUCUAGAAGAAGCCAGCAAGUGCUUUUCCUUCAAAUCAUGCAUGAGUUCGCUUACAAUACUCAAAGCAUAAGCUAUACCUGACCCCUUGUGAGAUAAGUAAAUCAGUCUCCUAACAAAUCUUUGAUAUCUUCCUCUUCACCCAGUUAUGAUUAGGCUUACCAAACGUGCUAAUUGCCUUACCUCAGGUGUCAUAGUUUCCUUAAGGAGAUCUAUUUUAUUGAGAAAAAAAAAACUACACUAGAGCAUGCAACUUCAAUUUGCAGAAAAUAAUCAAGUUUCUAAAUUCUUUAGUAUCAAAUUCCUUAAUCACGCAUUUCUUAGGGAGUUGUACAAAAUGCUGUUUAUAGCCAUCUCUAGCGUGACCUUUGUAAGUUCUUUUCAAACGGUCUCAGGGGACAAGUUAAACCCAUAAAAUGAUUUCUCUAAACUGCAAAUUUAGAGAUUUGAUGGUUUGGUACUUCUUCUAGUUCCUUUUCUAGUAGCAGUAGGAGAGUACAUAUCAGGAAACUUGUGGGAAACUGAUUGGGAUUCUAGGCUUUUUAUUGGUUUUAGAAAAUAUUCUUUUUCUUGUGUAGGCCUGAAGCGGCAUAGCAAUAUUUAGGUUGGGCUCUUGUUUUUCUAGCUCAUUUUUAGAAGCAUGUUUGAGUUCGUUUUUAGACUAAAGGAAUUUUUAGAUUUAGUUAUUGUAAUCUCUUAAGGAGAUCAAGUUCAUAGCAAGCUUAAGUCAAGAAGAAACUCUCUUUUUUAUUUUAUCUAGAAACUCUUUUACCU
This is a messenger RNA of Carica papaya (papaya), 3380 nucleotides long. RefSeq names its product Pentatricopeptide repeat (PPR) superfamily protein. Gene Ontology annotation, biological process: RNA modification. The record is from RefSeq and is a predicted model, not a curated record. Lineage: Eukaryota; Viridiplantae; Streptophyta; Magnoliopsida; Brassicales; Caricaceae. Gene Ontology annotation, molecular function: RNA binding; protein binding.